CGGAAACGGCAGGGCUGCUAUCGUUUAAAUGCUAAAGCUUUGAAGUUCAGCGGUAAAGGUUAUAGUAAAUGGAAAGGAAACAUUGUACAUAUAUUAAAAACAUAGAUGAUGAUGCUUCGAUUCAAAAUUCCUAUUAACUUAUUGGUGUUCUGAAGAAUGUAGGUGUUUGGAAAAGGAAACAUAACAGGAAUAAUGGCUGGCUUGUGGAGAUCUUACCAGAGGCUGAUGGCAAAACAUCCCUGGAAAGUACAAAUAAUUACAGCUGGCUCUUUGGUGGGAGUUGGGGAUGUCAUUUCCCAGCAGUUGAUUGAAAGGAGGGGUUUGGCCAAUCACAGCAUGCAAAGGACAGCAAAAAUGAUGAGCAUUGGAUUCAUUUUUGUGGGUCCUGUAAUAGGAGGAUGGUAUAAGGUGCUUGAGAAGAUCGUCCCAGGUGGGAGCAAAACUGUGGCUUUCAAGAAGAUGAUUUUAGACCAGGCAGCAUUUGCUCCAUGUUUUCUUGGUUGCUUCCUGUCUAUCACUGGGGCUUUAAAUGGACUGUCAGUGGAGGAAAACCUGGCCAAGCUGAAGAGAGAUUACAAAGAUGCCUUGAUUUCAAACUAUUAUCUAUGGCCAGGUGUACAGAUAGCUAAUUUUUAUUUCAUACCACUGCAUUACAGGCUGGCUGUGGUCCAAGUUGUGGCAAUAAUUUGGAACUCAUACCUGUCGUGGAAGGCGAACAAGAUAUAAGAGAUACAAGAGCCUACCUCACUAACACAUACUGUAUACAGUAAAUAAAAGCAAUGUGUUAUUACAGUGCAUAUACUAGUAUACAGUAUAUAACAGUAUAAUACUGAAUCAUGUGCUGUACUUUCUGCUUUGUGAAAUGUGUUUCACAUUUCUAUUGGUAGUUAAGCACAUUGCAUCAGGCACAUUUACUUUUGGGGAAAAAAAGAAAACAUUAUUUCCCAUGCUACAAUAUUCGACAAAGUUGAUAUAAAUAGUAUUUUGUUUCUCUGAAUAAUUCUUUAUACAUAUUUAAUCUGUGUUUUUAGCUACGUUUAGGUUAGGAAUCUUUUCAAUUUAAAACAAUAAAAUAAAACGUUCAAUGUUUCACUAGUAUAAAAAUGGCCAACGCCUAAGGUAUCAAGGAAAAUAAAGUUAUGUAAAAAUAAAAGAAUAAAAGAUAGACAUCCUUUCAUCUUUUAUUAUUCUUUUAUUGUAGCCUUUUCACUAUUGCCUGGUCUGACUUUCCUAGGACCACACCACAAAAAUAGACGUGUUUUAUUUUUUAUAUUUCGGUUGUAAUGGAGUUAUGCUGAAAGGCAUGGCAAUUUUUUCAAAGAUGAUUUAAACAAUUCAAGGCAGAGUUCAAUGCCAAGCAGAGUCCAUUCCUGAUUCCCAUGGAUGCAUGCUUCAAAAAUUGUAUGGUUGUCUAGGAAUAAAAUAUUAAAGAUUGUGUCCUAUA
Molecule: messenger RNA, 1444 nt
Organism: Lepisosteus oculatus (spotted gar)
Lineage: Eukaryota; Metazoa; Chordata; Actinopteri; Semionotiformes; Lepisosteidae
Source: RefSeq, a predicted model, not a curated record